AUGUUAGUCAGACGCGUGAUUGUAAAACACACAAUUAAACCCAAAUGCCACAAUUUGGUCCCUGCUUUUCAUGUUGCUUCUGGUGUAAUCUCUUAUGGUAAUUGCCAUGGUCCUCCCAAACUAUUUCAAAGAUUGGAUUCCCAAUUAUACAUUAGAACCUUGUCUACAUCAAGUAAUGACAAUUUUGAAAUUGAUUUUGUAACAAUGAAGAAGAAGCCUAAAAAACUUUCUGAGUCUGAUAAGCAACAAUAUGUGUCAAUUCAUAAACUGGAACUACCAAAAGUUGAUUUCGAUAACAUACAUUUCAAACAUCGUGCUCUUGAUGAGUGGUUAUUUCAAUUGUUUAAAGAGAAUCAAUUUUCUGCUUCCGAAGACAGGUUAUCCAAUAAUAGAUUGAAAGAAAAUCUUGGUAUCAUUCACGAAAUCUAUUCCGAGUUAAGAGAAUUUGAGAUAUUUGUUCAAUUUAAAUGUAACAAGAAGCAUUUCAAGUUUUCUGAAUUGAGUACCUCCGAUAUUUUAAAGUAUUUGGAGGAGUUUAAAGAAGUUCACAAUGGCAGUUCCCAAUCUUACCACAAAAUGUAUGAUGAAUUAUCUAGAUUAUUGAAAUCUGACUCAGAAUUCUCUCAAACUUUAUCCUAUGAGUUGAUUCCUGCUAUUCAAUUAUUUGAAAAACUAUUCACUUAUUAUUACAGUGGAUUAUUUGUGUUUGAACAGGAGUUACGGACCUUGGACAAACAAUAUGAUUUCAAAAAAUUUAGAUCCACCAAGGAUUUAACUCAUCAAAUUGAGAAAACAUUGACUAACUUUGAUUAUUCCUUGUUGCACGAUGUUGAUGCCAAUCAUACUUUUUUUAAAAUGUUUAUCCAAUGCAGUCGUUAUUCAGAAUUGAACAAGAUUUUGAAAACUAUUUCCAAUAUCAAUUUGAGAGAUAUCAAAAACAUACUUAAGGAUCCUCAAUACAAUGAUUAUUUUGAAGCAGCCGUUCAAAACUGCAUUAAAAUGGAAGAUAAAGACUUUGAAAUGGUAGAUCAAUGGAAUGAAGGCGGCGGAUUGUAUUAUUUUUUGACACUGAUGAAAAUGAUCCCUGCUACUCAUGACUACUAUAAGUUAGCACCUUUAUUGUUUGCAUUAAGUAAAGAUAAAGGGAUCUUUGCUAGUGCUGCUGGUGAGCUUUUGCGAAUUCUCACAAACGAAGAAGUCAGGGGUCCUAUCAAUGUGGCAUCCAUGGUGGACGACAAACAAAAGUUUCCUAUCUACGCAAUAACUAAGAAUAAUUUUACAAAUUAUGUUUUUAGUUUCUUGAAGCUGAUUGAUUUUCCCUGGGAAUCAGCAAGAGACACCGAAAACUGGGAUACUGAAAACUUGGGAAUUGAAAAUAACGUGUUUGGCAAAGGGACUAUGUACGAUUACUUGACAACAAACCAAUACUUUAUCCGGAGAAUAUUUUCAGAUCCUAACAUUACCAUAAAAUACAUGGAGUUGAGAGCAAAACCUUCAUUCUUUUGUUUACCUAAGGAUCACGAAAUUUUGAAAGAUGUUGCCGAGUUGAAGAAAUUAAGAGAGUCGUUGCAAACUUCAUUUGCAUCAUUCAAAACUAUCGACAGAUUACUUGAAAGUAUUAGUAAAUUAGGAACUCUGGGAACUGAUAAGAAUCUCAUUUUGUCUCAUUUAUUAGAUGCAUCUCGUUAUUUUGGUAACAAUACGUUCGUUUUAGAUGAUGUUAUUGAUGAAGAAGUUAAAAAUGGCCAACCUGUUGCAAAACACGAUAGUUAUUCUCAAAUGCCCGAUUGGCUUCAUCUUGAAAGUCAUGUCCCAGAAAUCAACUUUUUAAAACUGAAAGUUGGCAAUUUUAGCGACAAGAAUGCAGUAAUGACUGUGAUUGAAAACUUAACAAAUGAAAUCAUUGCUGAAGAAAAUGCUCAUCCAGAAAUCAAUGCCAACAGUUUUUUGAAGUUAAGAUCUAAGCUAAUUGAGUUUAGUAUAAAUAAUGUUAAUGAUUGUUUGGAGGUGUUGGACACAGUUGUUGUUAAUCAAGAUGCCUUUGAGAAAUUUGAACAAAAAUUAGGUGAUAAAAAGAUACCCGCUGUUUAUAUUCAGAUUCCUGAUGAUUUUCCUUUACACGAAUUUGUCGAAGAAUUAUCUGAGCUAAGAGAAGUUUUGGGUAAACCUUUUAGUGAAACUAAUGUUGACGAAAUAUUGAAUCAAGUACAGAAGUUUUUAGAAAAACAAGAUUUGAUUGCAAUAGAUAAGACUGUAAUUUGGAGAAAAUUGUACCGGAAUUUGGCAAUGUUAUUCAAACAUAACAACAAUAACACUUUUGUUUUGGAUAAUGUCAUAUCUAGUGCACAAGAGUUUAAAAAGUUUGAAACUAAUCACGUGAAAAAUGAUCAAAACCAAACUGCUAUUGGAAGUCAAGGACAGUUGUUGGUUGGAACUGCUUAUGAAGUAUUAGGUGAGUUUUUAAGAGAUAGUGGGAUAUUGUAUAAACCAGAUGUUCACAACAUUAGUGCCAGUGAAUUUGAUAAAUUAAUUGACCAAUAUGCCGAUAAAUUGGAUAAAUCGAGUUCUACAUAUCUAUUCCGCAAGAAUAUAUUGGACCAGUUGAAGCAAUGGAACUCACAAAUUGAAUUUUACCCACCCUUUUUGGUUUGUAUUUAUGGUACAAACUAUACUGAUGAAUUACCAUUUGCAUCAACUCAAUUGGAAAUGUUUUAUGAUGAUUUAGUGAAAAGCUUAAAAGAUGUUGCUGAGGAGCAAAAGGCUGCAGAGGCUGAAAAUAUAGUAGCUCCAGUCGAUACAAAACUUGCCAUUGAUCAAUUCAAAAAAGAUGUGAAAGACAAAGUUAAAUAUAAUGAUUCUGGGAAACUUUUUGCUGAUUUAGAUAAAAAGAACAGUGCAGCAGAUUUUGAAGCUAUCAAAUUGGCAGUACAUUCUGCAUUUGAAGAACCUCAUGAACAUGUUGUUAUAACAACCAAUGAAGAAGUUGCCAAACACAAAAAAGAACUUAAUCGUGUAAGUGGAGAACUGCCUUUGAAAACUGAACCACAUACUGUUGAUACGUCUAAAUUGGAGAAAUAUUUACAAGAAGCUAAAAAAUUAGAAGAAAGCAAAAAGAGAGAAAAAGAAGCUUUUGAAUGGAGUAAACAAACUAAAGCACCUUCGAGAGCCUACAGUUUUGUGAGAUCAAUAUUGGCCACAUCAGGAUUAGUGUUGUUGAGUUUAAUUGGAAUUGAUUUUUACAUGAAAGAAACAGAUAAGUCUAGUAGUAAAACUAUUACUGAUUAUCAAAAUGAGGAGAACAACAAAUUGUCGAGAACUUCAACAACAACUGGUCCAUUUACUGUGAGUACAAUAUCAGGUGGUACACCUGAUGUACCUGUGAUUUUUGGUAAAGAAAAGAUUAAACUGGUUUUUAAUUGGGAUUCCACUGAAAACGUAUCAGUCAAUGAUGAUGAUAAUAAACAAAUGUCCUGGUGGCAAAAAUUAUUCUGGAAGAAGUAA
This is a messenger RNA of Candida albicans SC5314, 3501 nucleotides long. RefSeq lists its product as uncharacterized. The coding region runs from base 1 to 3501 and encodes 1166 amino acids. NCBI's taxonomy places the organism in Eukaryota, Fungi, Ascomycota, Pichiomycetes, Serinales, Debaryomycetaceae. The transcript has a single exon. The record is from RefSeq and is a predicted model, not a curated record.